AUGACUUACUACUACCAGAACCAGUGUGAGGAUGCCUGCUACACUCCCUGCAACUACAGGACCGUGUACAGCUACCGGACCUACGACUGCGGAAGCCCUUGUGGCUACCAGGGCUACGGGAGUCUGGGCAGUUAUCGGGACUGCUACCCUUCCUACAGCUCCCGCUAUUGCUACCCCUACUCUUCUUGCUACACCCGUAGAUACAGUUAUGGGAGCUUCUACCCCUGCUACCCCUGCUAA
This is a messenger RNA of Haliaeetus leucocephalus (bald eagle), 240 nucleotides long. Its product is annotated as keratin-associated protein 20-1-like. The coding region runs from base 1 to 240 and encodes 79 amino acids. The record is from RefSeq and is a predicted model, not a curated record. NCBI's taxonomy places the organism in Eukaryota, Metazoa, Chordata, Aves, Accipitriformes, Accipitridae. The transcript has a single exon.